AUGGUCUCAAGAAUUCGUGCUCCUAAUGUUCGACAACGUUUUCUUGACAUUAAUGAAGAACCAGAUAAACCAUUACCUUCAUUACCAAUUUCCAUUACUAGAAGAAAACAAAUAAAAUCAUUAUGCGAAUGUGUGGAACCCAUUCUGAAUUUAAAAUUAGUCGAAGAUUUAUUAAAUAAAGUGACAUAUUCAUUAGAAAUAUGUAAAAAUCCGAAAGAUGGUCUUACACAAGAUCAGUCUGCUGCAUUAUAUCUAUACUCACUUCAAACUUCGUUUUAUACGAAAUUUAAUGGUGCAUUACGUGAUGAAGAUCGUACAAAAUUAAUACCGUUUUAUGACUAUUAUAGAUUGUUUAUGUCCGCCCUAAACAAAUUACCAUCAAGUCAAGAUAAUGUGUGGCGUGGUGUUACUGCCAAUCUGAACGAUCAAUAUAGGCCAGGUACCAUCCAUAUAUGGCAUGCUGCUAGUUCAUGUUCAGAUCAAGUACAGGUAACUGAUGCAUUUCUCGAUAAAAAGAAACAUCGAACAUUAUUUAAUAUUAAAUGUUAUAAUGGAAAGACAAUUAAAAAUCACUCACGUUAUCCGAACGAAAGUGAGACUAUUUUACCACCUGGUACAUGUAUACGAGUUAAAUCACAAUCAAAUCCAGCUCCUAAUUUGUAUAUUAUUUCUUGUGAAGAAGUGAAUAAUCUUUUAGCAACUCGAGGUAUUGUUGAUGCAUGGGCUCCAAUGCCUAUAACUACAUCAGUUUUAUAUUUGUUAUGGCUUGAUUCAAAUGUUAACAAGUCAAAAGAAAAUGUAGCAACACAAGGAGACUUACGUGCUUUGUUCAAAGAUGAUUUUCAAACGUUACAAUUGGUGAAUCAUAAUAAGACUCGACCAACUGCAAAGACACCUUUGAGUGGUUAUGAAAAGGAACCACUUAUGUCUCUAGAAGAAGCAUUAAAACCAGUUGAUCAUUUUAUUGAAGAUCUACCUAGACAAAUAGCUGAAGCCAAACGAAAUUGUACAAUGCCUAAAGAUGGAUUAACACAAGAUGAGUCAGCUUCUAUUAUGAUCUAUACUAUGGAAUGGGGAGAAACUUCUCUUUAUAAAAGAUUAAAUGUCGCACUACGUUCCAAAGACAAAAAUAAAAUAAAACCAUGGUUUUCAUAUUUGAAAUUAUUCAUGACAGCACUGCAUAAAUUGCCAUCAUUUCAAGGAGUAGUUUGGUGUACAACUCAAAUCGAUCUCAGUAAGGAAUAUACUAAAGGGCAACGUUGUCUCUGUUGGGUUGUAUCAUCUACAAGUCGUGAUAUAUCAGUAUUAGAACAUUAUUUACAUCAAUCGGGCGAGCGUACAAUAUUCACAAUUAAAUGUAAAAAUGGAAAAUCCAUCAAAAAUCAUUCUUCGCAUCCUGCUGGAGACAAAGUGUUAUUAAUGCCAGGAUUUUAUUUUGAAGUUACGAGUGUAUUGAAAGCAGCAAAUGAUAUGCAUAUAAUUAGUAUAAAAGAACUCGAUUCACCAUGGUGA
This is a messenger RNA of Rotaria sp. Silwood2, 1512 nucleotides long. The record is from the annotation of a GenBank genome assembly. Lineage: Eukaryota; Metazoa; Rotifera; Eurotatoria; Philodinida; Philodinidae.